AUGACGUCAACAACACCUGUUGCUCCAGCCUAUGGAAGCAAUGUGAAUACAUCCCGAUUCAAGAAAGCAUCAUCGUUAUCACGAUUAAAAUAUAUAAUAUUAGGGACUGUGAUUUUAUUUAUUGUCAUUUUACUUGUUAUCCAACUUUCACUUCAUGUACAUACACCGAGCCAUGAUGAACCACAGGUCGCCCAACCCGAGGCUAAAAACGUUCCUCUUGUGAGUCUGAAUGAAAAAGGAGAGACUAGAGACACAGUCUCUGAAGUGACUAUAUGGUCCACGAGUUUCCAUAUUUCUCCAAUUCAUUGUUUGAAACAUUUCAUGAAGAACAUUUUUGAAAAGAAGACGGGCAUUAAAGUGAACAUUAUUGAAAAAUCUCUAAGUGGACAUUGCGCAUUAACAAAUACAUGUGCCAAAGAUUUGAAAGUUCUCAAUCCAGAUAAUGCAAAAGGUGAAAAUGAAUGUGUUGUACCAAUAGCUAAGCAAUUCUAUGAUGCCUAUGUGGAUGAUCCUGAAUUUAAAAAGGCAGAUCUUGUCAUGUGUGAUCACAAUGUUGCAAUGUGUGAAAUGUACAUGGCAUUCGAUGUUCCUCUUGUCCUCUACCUCACUACUCGAUACGAAUUAUGGAGACAUCAACCUGAAAGAUGGAAAAAUUUAAAUGAUAAUCUUCGUCGAAUGUUCUUCAGAGGACCCAACUCAAUUAUUGCAAAUAAUCUCUAUGAUGCAAAAUACUUUAAUUAUUUCACAGGAUUGGAGGCUGGAGUAGUUGAUAGCUAUUGUGGAUAUGCAGCAGAUAUGGCAACCUAUAGUAAUCCAAUGAGAAAGGAAAUUUUAAUUGGUCCCUCACGUCUUUCCAUCACUCCAUCUGAAUUCUUCAAACCUUUAGAAGAACUAUCAAAGAGGGAUAAAUUUGAUUUGAAAUUAGCUCCCAUUCGUACGCUGUAUCCAAAAUAUGAAUAUUCAGAUUUGGUGAACCAUCCUGCCAUUGUGAUUGUUCCCUAUCAAUUAUCAGUCAUGAGCUUUUUUGAAUAUUACCGAAUGGGAAUUCCUCUCUAUUUUCCAUCCGUGGAUUUACUCACGAGAUGGCAUCUCAAAUAUCGAAUUCUCUCUGAAAAGACAUGGCACAUGGUUCUCACAAAGAAUCCAUCGAGAGGUUCUCCACUUCCCAGAAAUCCUCAAUCCACAGUUUCAUCAGGCAUGGACCCAAAUAAUGAUGUCGAUGCAAAGAGUGUGCGCUAUUGGAAUUAUUUUGCUGAUUUGUAUCAGUGGCCACAUGUCAUCAUUUACGACUCAUUCGAAGAUUUGUAUCACAAAUUGAAGAAGGCAACUCCAGAAUAUUACAAGGAAGUGAGUGCCAAAAUGCGUAAAUAUUCAGAACAAGUCCAACAAAACCUGAUUGAGGAUUGGAAGCGAAUUUUUGAAAAAGCAAAGAAAAAGAAAGGACGAAGUCGCUUCUCUUCCUUCUAUGAAGCAAUCCAAAACUGGGGAAUCUUUAUUAAUGAAAAGUCAUGCGACAUUGCAUAA
This is a messenger RNA of Naegleria fowleri, 1524 nucleotides long. RefSeq lists its product as uncharacterized. The transcript has 2 exons. The coding region runs from base 1 to 1524 and encodes 507 amino acids. Lineage: Eukaryota; Heterolobosea; Eutetramitea; Acrasida; Naegleriidae. The record is from RefSeq and is a predicted model, not a curated record.